Molecule: messenger RNA, 666 nt
Organism: Psammomys obesus (fat sand rat)
Lineage: Eukaryota; Metazoa; Chordata; Mammalia; Rodentia; Muridae
Product: synaptonemal complex protein 3-like
Exons: 5
Coding region: 1-666 (221 amino acids)
Biological process (GO): spermatid development; meiotic cell cycle
Cellular component (GO): synaptonemal complex
Source: RefSeq, a predicted model, not a curated record
AUGGAGGUGGCGGACUUUACCAAGGUCGCUGACAAGAAAAUGGAGGUGACAGACUUUAUGAAGGCAGCUGACAGGAAAAUGGAGGCCGGAAAGGACAUUAUAUUCGCUGGAAUUUUAGUACCAGUUAUUUGUGAGCUUGGUAGCACUGUCUGCUGGUGUUUGGAACUGAAUAUCUGUUUUGGGGAAGAAGAGGGUGGGCAGAUGGUGGCAGGGUCAGUGGCCUGGUGGCACAGAGCACUCUCUCAACUUAGCAGUGUUGUUGUGGAAAACAAAACAAGAAUGCAGUCCUAUAUUAAAAGUGUAGUCAAAGACUGCAACAGGAAUAUCAAAGAACAUUGGAAAGUUCAUCAAGAUGAAAUGCGGGAAUUUAAAAUUGAAUAUACUGAGCAGAUUAUAAGUGUGUUUAAGCAAUGGGAUUCUGAUAUAAAGCAAGUUGAAGACCAAGAAAAUGAACUAACUAGUAUUUUUAAUCAACAACAGAAGACUUUUCAACAAGCUAGAAUGCUUCAGACUGAUAACCUGAAAGCACUUAAGCAGGCAGAUGAUGAGUUCUUAAAGGAUUUGGAGGAUUUGGAGAAUUAUAGCAGUGUACUUAAGAGUAUACACAAUGAGUUUAAAAAGCAGAAGACUCUGCUGCAAAGAAAAUUACAGAUGGUUAAAUAUUGA